Molecule: messenger RNA, 8080 nt
Organism: Dendronephthya gigantea
Lineage: Eukaryota; Metazoa; Cnidaria; Anthozoa; Malacalcyonacea; Nephtheidae
Product: golgin subfamily B member 1-like
Exons: 8
Coding region: 160-7794 (2544 amino acids)
Source: RefSeq, a predicted model, not a curated record
UCGUAGACAAUCAGAAACUCUUCCGCAACUUAGACACAAUUGAACGAAAUCAUUUCUUUUUGAAGGUUUUCAAAAUCAAAGGAAAUAAGUCGACUCGUAUCGAUACUUAAAUGCUUCAGGAAACUCGGUGAGUUGUUUACGGAAAGGUUCCCAGUCAUCAUGGAUCAGAAACCAAAGCCAAAACCGCGCACAAGGCGCUAUGAAAAAUCCUCAGACCACGUUGAAAUCAAUGACGAUACACGGGCAGCGUUAACCUGCAACGCCUCUCCACGCCUGCUUCCUGGAGUAGGCGACAUCCUUCAGGAGGUGAAGAACCUAAAGCAGCAGUUAGCGAGCGUCAAGGAAGAACGAGACGAGUUUAAAGAAGAAGUAACGUUCUUGAAAUAUCAACUGUCCUACAGAGCGCAGGUCCAGAACCUGCAGCAAAAAAUGAACGGGGCUAAGGAGGGAAAGCCUGGAGACAAGAAAACGAAGUCGGUACGCUUCGCGGGGAACAUAAUCGUAAACAACCGAACCUAUUCCGAAGAUGAUACGGACGAGUCAAUCGAGAGUCCAUUAUCUCCAUACGACGAAGCGAAAGAAGAAAUCUUGGAUUCGAGCUUUGAUAAUGACGAAUACGAACGGUUAAAGGCUCAAGCCGACGAACUGGAAGACGUCCUUCACGAUUUUUAUCACGACUCAAAAUUGGCGGGAAAAAAUUCCAGCGUUCUCAUCGGGAAUGUCGAGAGUCUUCCUUCGGAGUCUAUAAGCUCGUUAGUAUGCAGAGCGUUGGUUAAUUAUGAUAAAUUAUUCGAGGAACAUCGGAUACUCGAAGAGGAGAAGUCGAAGCUCGACGAAGACAAGAUUCAGUUGACGAACUCGAUGGCGAAACUUCGCGAGCAACUUCACGACGCUGUCGACUCGAAUAUCGAGGAAAUUGAGGAUUUGAAUCACCAAAACGAAAACUUGCGUUCGCAGGUUAAAGUGUUUGGCGAGAAAAACUCCGAAGUCAUUUCGAGUUUCAUAAAAGCCCGUGAAGACUACAUUGGCCGUUUGAAGGCAAUAAAAGAACUCGUCAAAGGUAAUUCCUCUGAUAAACUUUUGCAAAGGUUGAAAAAUGACGCUUUGCUAGCAGAUAUCGAACUGAAAGAAGCCAAAGAAUGGGUCCAAAAAGUCGAAGAAGACAAGUCAAAUAGGUUAAAGCGUGUUCAGUCCUUACCGUCUACUUUUAGACAAGAUUCUGCCGAGAAUACAGAACGUGGUGGAUUGUUAAAAGAGCUUAAAACGUGUAAGAAUCUUCAGGAAUCUCAACGAAAACAGAUUUCGAAGAUCUUAGACGAAAAGCUUGUUUUGGAGACUCAUGUUGCCGAGUUGAAACGCCAGGUUGUGUUGCUGAAGGCAGAGAGAAGAAUAAACUUGAAAACGAAGUCGAAAUUUGUUCAAACAGAAGGAGAAGAAGAGACCGUUGCAAUGGUUAACGGCGAAACGAAUUCGUCCAGUUCUGAAGUGGAAAGCCUGACUCGAAGAUGCAAAGAUCUUGAGCAAAAAUUGGAACGUGUGAAGGAAGAGAAGUUAGUUCUUGUGAGUGAAAAGACGUCGUUGUUGUUGGCCUUUGAUGCGAAUAUUGAGAAGAAGGACGCUUUGGAAGAGCAACUUGCUAUUUUGCAAGAAAAAAUGAACGAGAGAGGAAAGACAAGGGAGUUGGAUACGAAUGCCGCUUGUACACAAACCGAUGGUGUUGUUGAGAACGUCGGGAAAACUAUGAAUGAGACUGACGGCGGGUUUAGACGGUCUUACAAAGGGAUUUCUGAAGCCAAGGUGGAACUGGAGAAAAUUCGUGUCCAAGAACAGGAGAAACACAUCGCCGCGUUAAAACGAGAGAACGAAGCCAUCAAAGAGAAGUUGAAAAAGGCGGAAGACAUGUCCCAAACUUUGCAAAAUUGCCUCAAAGAACUCACGGAUGAAAAACUUGAACUCCUGGACUCUAUUGAAGAACUAAACGAAGAAAAAGCUGAGCUAGAGGAAAUCAGGUCGAAACUUGAAAAAGAACUUAGUGGAACAAAGCGGGAAAAAUUUGUCGCCGACGAAGUGGGUAAUAUUCGAAAUAAAGAGCGGAAGAUUGACGACAGUUUGGAAUCGAAUAAAGCCAAGUUAGCCCAGCUUGAUUUGAGAGUCGCUGAAGUUUUGUCUCUGAUCGAGAAUGAAGGGGCUGGAACCGAAGAGACAAAAAGUGCCCCGGAUAAAGGUGUCGAGGAUAUUAUUGGUUCGCUCUUGGCGGCAGUUGAGAAUCUGAAGGCUACCGUUACGUCGUUCAAAACAAGCUACGAAAGAACGAAAGGUGACAGUUUGCGCACGAAGAACGAACUAGAAGCACGAAACAACCAGAUACAAGCACUAACCAGUGAAAAAACGGAGUUGGAGAUCCAAGUCGGGAAACUAACGAAACAAAACGAAGAAUUGGCCCAGUCGUUGGAAAAUACCAAGAAAUCUCAGAAGUCUCAUGACAGUUACAUGGAAAGAUUAAAGAAAGAAAAUUCGAAACUUGAAGGGGAACUGGGGCAAGCUCGCGGCACGAGGACUGGGUACGAGAAGUCUUUAGCGGAGUCUAGACGGCGCGAGGAGGACUUGGCGCGACAAUUGAAAAACAUCACUACGAAACGAGACGACAUGCAAAAAGCACUAGAUCAAUUUGCGAAAAGAUCCACGAACGAAACCGAAGCAAUCCGAAGUGAGAAUAAGAAACUGACGACAGAAGUCGAACAGCUCCGAGAAGAACUCGAGGGCACGGUCGAGGACCGAGACGAGUUAUUGGAGUUGUUAGAUCGUAUAGUCUGCGAGAACGGAACGGGCGAGGAGAAGCAGGGACUGGGGGAGAAAGUAGAGCGAAUUCGAGAGAGGAGUAAGUCCGAGGAAGCUUUAGCCGAGGUUGGUGUGAACGAUUCCGGGAGAGGAAAGAUCGUAGGGGAAAAGCUCCUGGUAUCCAGUGAGAUGAGUAUGAAUUAUUCCGCGACUGGUGAAGAUUCGCUGUUUGAAGGAAAAGAGAAAAGUGAAGUAAAUGUUAAACGAAUGGAAGCAUUGCAAGAGGAAAAUCAAAAAUUGAAAGAAAUGAUCGAAAAAAUGUUGACAGACCAGAAGAAGAUGGAGCAUGUUCUCAACUCACUUUCCGAGGCGAACGCUGAAAUACAACAAGGUUUGGAAGAAUCUUUGGAGAAAACUGAACAGAUCCGACUUCAAGGAUCGAAGAACUUCGUAGACUUCGUGCCCGAAUUCCCUGCGAUAUCUGUCGACAACGUCGAGCUUCGCCGACUUCACGAAGCGAUGGUGGGCACGAACGAAGCUUUGAGCGCGAACCUGCGCCGACUGCACGACGAGAAGACCCGAAGCGAGCAGAUGAAAACUUCAUACCAAGAAGUCAACCGAAAGAACGAAACUUUAGAGAAAAAUGUCGAAAGCUUGACGAGAGAUAAACAAAAGACGGAAAAGGAAAUGUUGGAGUUGAAUAAGAAGAUGAAAAAUUUAGAAGCGGAAGCAAGGAAAGCGAAAAACGAAAAAGACGAAGUGGAAAGUACGUUGGCAGAAAACAACGGUCGCGUGAAAGAUUUACAAUUUCAAAUUGACUCCUUAACGGAAAUCAACCAGGAUUUACGCGAAAGUAACGAAAAAUUGAGCGACUCCUCGAAGGAAUACGAGAAAAAAUUGUCAAAGCUAAACGGUAAAUUUGACGAACUGGAGUUCCAAAACGAAGGGCUAAAAAAAUCGAAAAAACGUCUUGAAAAAGAAUUGGCCGAGCAAGGUAAACAAAAGACUGCACUCGAGCUAAACCUAGCCGAGCAGAGUAAACAAAAGACUGGUUUCGAGAAAGAAUUGACCGCGAAAGACAAGCAGAAGUCUGGGCUGGAAUUGGAACUUGCGGACACAAAGAAAACAAUCGUGUCGCUUCGGAGCGAAAUAUCAGGAAACGCGGAAAAUGUUCGCGAGCUGGAAAAGAGCCUGGAGAAGAGAGAACGCGAGCUAAAAGUGCUUCGGGAAACGGCAGGCCAGGUCGCUAAGCUAGAACAGGAAGCCCAAGACGCGAACGCUUUGAGAAGCGACAUGGAGGACAUGGAGAAAACUCUGUCAGAGCGAGAUCAUAGAGUUGAGGAACUUGAAAACGACGUAACUCGCUUGAAAAAAGAGAUUCAGAACUCGCAACGGUUUGUAAAGGCGGUGAGCCAGGAAAAUGACACGUUGCGAGAUUCGUUGUCCGAAUGGGAACGGGAGGCAAGCAAGAUUCGAAGACACGUUCAUCAACUUUCACAAGACGCCGAGAAUCACAACAGCGAAGCACAAAAGGACCCAAACUCGAAAGAUCUUGAUAAGGUGAGGUCUGUCAAGGCAUUUGAAGCGAUGCAAGUUGAAAUGGAUGCUAUCAACAAGCAUUUGAAAUCACUCACGGAAGAGAACCACGAACUCCAUUCGAAACUGGACGAGAUUGGUAAAGAAAACAAGGCAAUUAAAGACAGAAAUAUCGAGCUCUUAACUCGCUACGAUAUUCUAAGCAAACAGCUUGAGAAAAAGACAAGCGAAGUGAAUAAAUUGAGCAAAGACGGAAGAGAUUCUCGGUCAAAAAAGAACAACGAAAAGUUUGAAAAAGAGAAGAUUUCGCUUGAGGCAAAAAUUGAAAAGUUAAAUUUAGAAAACACUUUGUUAAAGAAAAACUUGGCAAAUACAUUGGAUGAACACAAACGCAUUGGCGAAUGCCUGAAGAAUUUAUUAGAUAACAAAAAAGUUCAACGACAAAACAGUAAUAGGAUAAAGAAACCAAGUGAUUUGGUCAGUGAAGAAUACGAAAUACGCACCGAGAUUUCUACGACGACGAAGCCCGAUCUUAUCCGAGAUUCGACCGAAGUCAAAGAGGAGUACAAGAUCGUGGAACAACGGAAAUACCGAAGCGAGUUGUCUGCCGUGGAAGCGAGUGGUACUGAGGCAGACAUCAGGGAGUUGCUUACGGAUUUAUUGAAAGGACAAAUGAAUUUAAAAAGUUACUGCCAAGAGAUUUCAAAAGUUUUUAAGAAUAAGAGCUCCUCAAUUGACGAGAUUGAUGGCGUUCUAGAUGCGACUAAAUUGGAGCUGAAAAAGACCGCUGAACUAAAUAAAGAUCUGGAGUCAAGCUUACAAAAUAAGGAAGCGGAGUUGACUAAAAUCAACGAGGAAAAAGCGAAGAUGGAAAGCGAAGUCGCCAGCAUUAAAGAAAAGUGCGAUAAGUUACAGGCGGUGUUCCGUGCGCUUAUUUUGGCGAUGAACGACAAAAAAGGCGCGGAGAAAAAGAACGGCGAAGAGGCGGAGGGACCGACGCGUAUCAUCGACUAUAUCAAAGGUAUAAAAACAAAAUAUACGACUUUGGUUACGGAGAAGGAAGAUUUGGAAACGAAGGUUAAAGACUUGCAAAAGGAAAUUAACGAACUCAAAGCUCGGGCAGAACGAGAGGAAAAACAAGAGACGAAAAGCUCAAAGAAUCACGAAGCAUCAGAAGGGAAGGUUGACUCUGAAGACAAAGAAAGAAUGUUUAAUGAAUUGUUGUUGUCCACAGCUCGAAAUAAAACACGACUGCUUGAAAAACUGCAGGAAAUUUUCGAUGAAUUCUCAAAGGUAAAAUCAAAACUGGAUAAAGAGCUAGAGAACCAAGAACAAAACUCUAAUCUUGAGAAAAUCAACCAGGAGUUUUCAGAAUCUGUGAUGCACACCGAGAGAUUUAUACAGUCGGUCGCUCACGACCGGCCCGUGACGGUCGUCGCCGAUUCGGCCACCGAUAAGGACCCGAACUUGGAGCUAGCGAAGGAGAACGAAGAGUUGGUCGGACGGAUCAGCGCUAUCCAGUCGUCGCGUCGUCGGGAAUCGAAGAACUUCAAGGACGAGGUGACGAAAAUGGAGAAGGCCAAAGUGGAAGCGGUGAAAGACGAGGGGGAAAAGUGGAAGGAGGAGAUCGAGAAAGUGAAAGAGGAAUUGGAGAAAAAAAUGAAAGAAAAGGAACAAGCCGCGAGUGAAGUGAAAAAUUCAUUAAAACAAGAAGUAAGUCAAUUGAAGCUUGACAUGCGCAGAAUGACGGAUGAACACGAGGUCGCCCAGAGAAGCGCUCGCAACGAAGCCCGCCUGGCCGCAGAAAAACUGGAAGAAAAAAUAAAACUCACGAAAACAGAGAUGGAAAAGAAGCUCGCCGAGCGGGACACGAAGAUGGUCGAGGUGAAACGGAAAGCGGACGCGGAGGCGAAGGAGAACGCGCAGAUGGCGGAGAGAGAGAUUUCUCAGGUGCGCGCAAAUUGGGCCGACGCAGAACGCAAGUUGCGCAAUGCGUCAGAGGAGAAGACGAACGCGGUCAGGGAAUUGGAGCGGGUGAAACUUGAACGGAGCGAAGAGGGAGCGAGAUCUGCGCGCGAGCUUCAGAAACUUAAAGUGGCGCUGGAUAGUUCACAGAAGCAGAUAUCCGAGAGAGAAAAUGGAUUCAAGAUGGAGAGAGAGCGUCUACAGCGGACGAUCGUUAAUCUCGAAGGUGCAGUCCGGAAUUCUGAGGUCAGCGGUCUAGAACGCACUCAAAGUCGAAUCAACGAGUUCCAAAGAUCUUUGGACGAAUUGACCAAACAGAAUCAACAGCUUGAGACAGCGAGGCGAAACUCGGAACACACUCUAGGUUCUGAAGUGGAACGAUUGCGACUCGAAAACUCCAGGCUACAUCGAGAUCUCCGGGAGCAAAACCAACAACGAAGGACAGUUGGGGUUAACGAGCAACAGAGGCGACCGGAUCCCAAUAUACCCUCUGGAGAACGUGUGAAAGUUAUGGGAACGGUGAGACAGACAUCGAUCGAGAAAUCUCGUGUUUUGAACGCAGUUGAAAGUGCACCAGGACCUCUCCCCGGUGACCGCAGAGCUGUUAAAGUCCGCGAAGGUCAGGCAUCUAGCGUGCACGUGACUCGUGUCCAGGACCAAGGAGUACGACGGAGUAGUGAUCAACGGGACCCGGUAUCUGAGGAACUAGGCGCAAUGUUUAAAAACCUCAAUAAUUCCUCCGAAUGGAUGAAUAACAAUCGCGACAACACUUCCUCUGUGAUCCUUGCGCGCCCGAUGGAGGGCCACACGCAGGCGCAACCACGCGAUGCUCCUCCGCCUCAAAAACAGGCACCUCAACCUUCUCAAAAACCCCAGGCUGAGUGGGAAACACGACCCGACAAAACAUGGCCUAUGCGUAAAGAUCCAAGAUACCCAACUAGCAACGCACGUCCCAAAGAUCCCGUCGCACCCCCUACUCGCGCGCAUCCCUCUUCGCAACGGGCUGGUCACAAUAAUGAAGAUUCCCGCCAAAGGUCUGGUUACGCGAAUUCUAAACCAAUCACAAGACAGGUUCAGGGCAACCUUGAGGUGGAGGUGACGUCAUCGGAUGCUCGUCGCGUAGUCGAAGUAAAGAAACCUCGGCCUAAAGAUAAAUCGCAUUCCUCAAAGUCUCGCCGUCCUCGGCGACCGUCGGUCGGUUCGGAUGACGUAUUCAUUACGCACCAUGCCGACGCCAACCCGAGUCUGACGUCACAUGGUAGCAAAACUGGCGAGUUUUGGCGAUCUCGGUCUCUCGAAGAUCUGAUUUCCGACGACAGGCCGAUGAAGUCGGGACAACACGGCGUCCGAGGACAUCACGAGAAAUUACCGAAAAAUUUUUCAGGUCCCAGGAGGGGCGUGCGGGUGGCCGGUGCUCAAGUUCAAAGCGUAGGGCCUGGAAAUCAAUCUGUUCCUCCAAAGCGAGUCACUCCGUUAAAAGGAAUGGAGAAUAUUUUGUUCCAAUCUCAAAUUUAGGCAGUAGAAACAAAUUGCAUUUAAUCUUAUACGGUGAUCAAGACAUUGUCCCAAGUUUCACCCAGUUGUACAAUUCGCAAAAAUUUAUUGCAUUAAUUUAAGGUAGAAUAUUUACUAUUAAGAAUGUCAUAUAUCGUAAUGAUGGCACUGUCAUAUCCGGCAGAAGAUGGGAUAUUUUUUCAUAAUAAUUACGGUACAUAAUGAGUUAUUACGAAUAUUUAAAAGAAUAUAUUAUAUCAUAGAUAUAUCACUAAGCCAUUGUAUUUUUGAAAUAACAUAUAUAACA